AUGACAACGUCACACGCUAGAGGUAACAGUUUGCCCGAAGGGGGGCCAAAGCCCCGUAACCCAGCUAGAGAUAUCCUCACGCUAAGUCCGUCGCGCCGCGGUUCGCUGACCGCCAUCCACCGCUGCAUUGCAGCCACUGGUCUUCUCGAGACCCUCUCCCAAGGGCUAGUGGUAGCAGUACCUUCGCCACUGAAGAGUAAAGAGGAUGUAGAGGAAUACAGGAAAUUUCUGCAAAGCACCAAAAAUGGUAACGGCUACCUCGUCUCUUCAAGCGCGAUCAACCCCUUGAGCAACAUAUGGGAGCAGAGCGGUAAAUUCGAGGGGGACAUCGUACUGGACGACUGGCAGAUUGAAGCCCUGGUGACAGACUAUGCAGCUGGUCGGGCUGCUUACAUAUGGCCUAAUACCAAGUGGCCUAGCAACGUUGUUGUGUAUGACUUCGCGGGUGGACACUUUAAUCAAGCACAAAUUGACCACAUUCUUCUAUCAAUUGGAUGGAUCGAGCACUUCACCUGCGUCAGAUUCCGAAGGAGAACCGCAUCCGACAGGAACUACGUUCUUCUUACGGGGUACAACAACGGUUGCUAUGCCAGCGUCGGGUUCUGGCACGACCGUGGCAUCCACACCAUGAACCUGACCCCCGCUACCCCUGGCCACGGCUGCUUCAACGUCGUGACCAUCAUCCACGAGUGGCUGCACGUGCUCGGCUUCUUCCACAUGCAGUCCACUUACACUAGGGACAACUAUGUCAGGAUCGCGUGGGAGAAUAUUCAGCGUGGUAUGGAGUACAACUUUGACAAAUACGAGUCGAACCUUGUGAGCAACUUAGGGCUUCCGUAUGAAUUCCAGAGUUGUAUGCACUACAGCACCCACGCUUUCUCCGUCACUGGUAGACCCACCAUCGUCGCUUUGAGAAGCUACGAAGGCAUAAUGGGACAACAGAACUUCGUGACCCACUGGGAUUGGGUGCGUCUCAGCCGCCACUACAACUGCCCUGGAGCCUGGAGCGCGGACCACAUCGACUACCUGCAACAGGAGGUUGAGAAGACCAAGGCAUUGAUGGAACAGCAAAAUCCAACUCAAGAGCAAACUCAAGAUCAAGACAAUAUGGAGAAAAUUGACUGA
Molecule: messenger RNA, 1125 nt
Organism: Colias croceus (clouded yellow)
Lineage: Eukaryota; Metazoa; Arthropoda; Insecta; Lepidoptera; Pieridae
Product: zinc metalloproteinase nas-4-like
Exons: 7
Coding region: 1-1125 (374 amino acids)
Biological process (GO): proteolysis
Molecular function (GO): metalloendopeptidase activity; zinc ion binding
Source: RefSeq, a predicted model, not a curated record